UGCCCUGGCCUCUCAGAGCCUCUUGGAUCCCCCACAGGGUAAUGGGUAUGCUGCUCACUGGACGGGCACUGUGAUCUCCUGGCCCUCAUAGUAUCCGACCAGUUCAGACUCACCAGUCUCCCUUGACCCCCUGCUGGUCAGAUCAGCUGCCAGCCCCAAGACCCCCACCAGCUGCAGCCAUGAACAACUGCAGACAGGACCAGCCACUCAGUGCCAGCAGCUCGGAGCCCCUCGAGGUCAUCAUCAUCGGCAAUGGUCCCUCAGGCAUCUGCUUGUCCUACCUGCUGUCCGGCUAUACCCCCUAUGUGAGGCCAGAAGCCAUCCACCCACACCCCCUGCUGCAGAGGAAGCUCGCGGAAGCGCCAGGGGUCUCCAUCCUGGACCAGGACCUGGAUUACCUGUCCGAAGGCCUCGAAGGCCGGAGCCAAAGCCCUGUGGCCUUGCUCUUUGAUGCCCUCCUGCGCCCAGACACAGAUUUUGGGGGAAACAUGGAGUCUGUCCUCGCCUGGAAGCACCAGAAGGAGCGAGCUAUCCCCCACGUGGUCCUGGGCCGGAACCUGCCUGGGGGAGCCUGGCAUUCCAUCGAAGGCUCCAUGGUGACCCUGAGCCAGGGCCAGUGGAUGGGGCUCCCAGACCUGCAGGUCAAGGACUGGAUGCGCAGGAAGAGAAGAGGUCUCCGAAACAGCCGGGCCACAGCUGGGGACAUCGCUCUCUACUACAGAGACUAUGUGACCAAGAAGGGUCUGGGCCACAACUUCGUGUCCGGGGCAGUGGUCACGGCUGUGGAAUGGGGGACACCGGAGCCCAGCAGCUCCGGGGCCCAGGACCCCAGCCCCCUCUUCCAGGUGAGCGGCUUCCUGACCACCGAGGACCAGGGCCAGCAGCCCUUUUCCCUGUGUGCCCACAAUGUGGUCCUGGCAACUGGCACGUCAGACAGCCCUGCCCGGCUGGGCAUCCCCGGAGAGACGCUGCCCUUCAUCCACCAUGAGCUGUCAGCCCUGGAGGCGGCCACGAGAGCAGGCACAGUGACGCCGGACUCGGACCCCAUCCUCAUCAUUGGCGCGGGGCUGUCAGCGGCCGAUGCGGUCCUCUUCGCCCGCCAUUACAACAUCCCCGUGAUCCACGCCUUCCGCCGGACCGUGGACGACCCCGGCCUGGUCUUCAACCAGCUGCCCAAGAUGCUGUACCCUGAGUACCACAAGGUUCACCAGAUGAUGCGGGAGCAGUCCAUCCUGUCACCCAGCCCCUACGAGGGCUACCGCAGCCUCCCUGAGCACCAGCCGGUCCUCUUCAAGGAGGACCGCCAGGCUGUGUUCCGGGACCCCACGGGCUUCCAGAAGGUUUUUGGCGUCUCCCUGGUGCUAGUCCUCAUCGGCUCCCACCCCAACCUCUCCUUCCUCCCGGGGGCAGGCGCUGACCUCGCCAUGGACCCCAACCAGCCACUGAGCGCCAAGAGGAACCCCAUUGAUGUGGAUCCCUUCACCUACCAGAGCACACAGCAGGAGGGCCUGUACGCAGUGGGUCCCCUGGCUGGGGACAACUUUGUGCGGUUCGUGCAGGGCGGGGCCCUGGCCGUGGCCAGCUCCCUGCUGAGGAAGGAGGCUAGGAAGCCACCCUAGCCCUUGGCCUGACAUCCUUGUACCCUAAAGAGAAGGGGAGAUCACCACAGCUCUGUUGGACACGCGAUGCCCCAGUGAAGGAAGGGGGGCCUCUCCUGGCAGGAGACAGGAGUGGCCAUGAGCCCAUGCAACAGGCUUCUCGGAUGGAGAGGAGCAGGGAACCAAGGCUGCCCAGACUCAGACCAGUGCCCACGGUGGGGACAGUGGCUGCAGGUCAGCGAAGGCCCAGACCUGUGAUUUGGGGUGAAAUCCCAGUGUGAGCAGGGAUGACCGGGGUCAGAUGAGCGUGGAGCCAGGAGGACUCCAGGCCACGCUCCUUCCAGAAUCAGGUCACAAAUAAAAUCAGUGCCUGCCUGCA
Messenger RNA from Hipposideros armiger (great roundleaf bat), 1977 nucleotides. It is a transcript of the gene OSGIN1, whose product is annotated as oxidative stress induced growth inhibitor 1. The record is from RefSeq and is a predicted model, not a curated record. NCBI's taxonomy places the organism in Eukaryota, Metazoa, Chordata, Mammalia, Chiroptera, Hipposideridae. The transcript is spliced from 6 exons. Gene Ontology annotation, biological process: negative regulation of cell growth. Gene Ontology annotation, molecular function: growth factor activity; oxidoreductase activity. Bases 180 to 1619 code for a protein of 479 amino acids.